Molecule: messenger RNA, 5994 nt
Organism: Cololabis saira (Pacific saury)
Lineage: Eukaryota; Metazoa; Chordata; Actinopteri; Beloniformes; Belonidae
Gene: psd2
Product: pleckstrin and Sec7 domain containing 2
Exons: 15
Coding region: 605-3310 (901 amino acids)
Biological process (GO): regulation of ARF protein signal transduction
Molecular function (GO): guanyl-nucleotide exchange factor activity; phospholipid binding; protein binding
Source: RefSeq, a predicted model, not a curated record
CACCGCGUCUCCAACAAAGAUAUAGUCUGAGCGAUUUUUAAUGGCAUGUCGGACUUGCUAAAGUCCAGUCAGAGAGGGCAGGCACGUGUGUAAACAGCACGGAUCUGCAGCGCAGGGCGCAGCGUCUCAGAUCAACAGGCCCCGGAGACGCGAGCAGACCGCGCAGCACAGGGCGCGCUGACGGGCGAGGAGAGGAGCGAGGAGCGGGCUGACACUCAGGGACUCCGCGGAGAGGAGAGGGGGGACGGAGGACGCUGAAUCAUCCAUCCAUCCAUCCAUCUAUCCAUCCAUCUAUCCAUCCUUUCAUCCAUCCAUCCAUCCGUCCGUCUGCUCGGCGGCUCCGCUCUGCGCGGCGGCGCACUGGCGGAGCGAGCGCUGGACGUUAAUAAACCGCCGCGCACUCGCUCCGAGGCAGCCGGGACACACGGACCAAACGGGUGGAAUAAAGAGACAGAAAGGCAUUCCUCUCACCGGGAAAACUCAUCCCAGCCACGGACAGGACGGCUCUCCCCGCUGAGUCCAGCGUCCCAGUGGUUGCUGAUUUUAACCUCUGGUCUCCAGCUCCAGCCGGAGUGGACAGUUGCCUCCCUCGGUGAAGGGCACCAUGACCCAGGAGGGGCAGGCUCUGCCCUCUCCCACCCCACCUGAGAACCUAGUGGACUCCAGCGCCGCUGCCCCCGGCACGGACCCGCCAGCAGAGACACACAGCCAGGCUGUCGAGGACAGGCCAGUGGGUAGGGCCCAGGACAGGGCAGAGGAGGGGAAACAGGAAGAGCAGACUGGAGGAAAAGAGGAGGCAGAACUGCAGGAGACACACGGAGGAGGAAAGGGGAGGGCAGAAGUGCAAAAUGAAAGAGGAGAAAGUGAGUUGGAGAGGGAUUGGGUGGAUAGCACCACGGAGGAACAUCAGCACACAACACGAGGGGCUGAGGAGAUGAAAGAGGAAGAGGAGGGCAAGGAAAAUGAAGACAAGCAAUCGUCUACAGAGGAUAAAGCAACUACCUCUCAACAGGCUGGGCGAUUGGCUAAUGGAAUCCAUGUGAAGGACAAAGUGGAUGAGGCGGACGAGGACGACGAAGGAGGAGAUGAAGGGGCAACACACACACAUCUCGACACUUUCAGCUCUAACUUUGAGACGACUGUAGAACAGGCGGACACUGAAGUGGAAGAAGACGAUGAGGAGUUCCAGACAGAAGACGAGAUAGAAAACCAAGAAGACAGUUUCAGCUCUGCAUUCGAGCACAUUGUUGAGCAGGUUCAUGCUCAGGAGGAUGACGACGACGAGGAAGAAAUAGACUUGGAGGAGGAUGAGAGGGAGAAAAGUAAGGUGGACAACAAAGACGGCUUUAGCUCCACAUUUGAGCGUAUAGUAGAGUCUGCCUUGCUCAGGGGCGGCACGUGCUACAGCAGCCUGGACUCCCUGGACGUCCUGUCACUCACAGACGAGACGGACAGCUGCGUCAGCUUUGAAGCUCCGCUGACCCCGCUCAUCCAACAGAGGGCCCUUCUGCAGGGGCCCGAACCGCUGGAGCUGGAGCUGGCAACUGUUCAGGAGCAGGAAGGGGCUGAGGCUGGACCAGACGCCCUGGACGGGGACCUUGCAGAGGAAGGCACCAGCGCUGGUGCUGGAGCAGGGGCGGGAAUAGGGGGAAGUCCACUGAGGACGACCAUACCGGGGAGCAGGUCGGACUUUGUGCUGAGCCAGCCUGGACGCUGGGCUGUCCCUAACGGAUACCAUUUGCAAGGAGCCGUGGAAGCCUGCGGAGCCAUGGUCAACUCUGUCAGUGAUGCCAGCCUCACAGACGCACUGUCUGACUCAGAGGAGUGUGAUCUGGGCAGUCUGGAGCGCUUGGCACGCGGGAGCACCGACACUCUGGCCAACGGCUGCCGGGUCGACUGUGAAGCCGCCAAAAGGCUGGCCAAGCGGCUCUAUCACCUUGAGGGCUUCAAACGUUGUGAUGUGGCUAAACACCUGGGCAAGAAUAACGACUUCAGCCAGUUGGUGGCAUCGGAGUACCUGAGUUUCUUUGACUUCUCUUGCCUGUCACUGGAUCGAGCCCUGAGGAACUUCUUGAAGGCCUUUCCACUGAUGGGAGAGACCCAGGAGAGAGAGCGAGUCCUCGUCCAUUUCUCCAAACGCUUCUGCCACUGCAACCCGCAGACGCCCUCCUCUGAAGAUGGAGCUCACACAUUGACCUGCGCCUUGAUGCUGCUCAACACUGAUCUGCAUGGACACAACAUUGGGAAGAAGAUGUCUUGCCAGCAGUUCAUUGGUAACCUUGAUGGCCUCAAUAAUGGCAAAGACUUUCCUAAAGAUUUAUUAAAGAUCUUGUAUAACUCUAUCAAGAAUGAAAAGCUGGAGUGGGCAGUUGAGGAGGAGGAGCUGAGGAAGAGUCUGUCAGAACUAGUGGAGGAGCAAUGUGAGGGUGGGAGUAAACGUGUUGCCAGGGUAACGGACGGCAAUAACCCUUUCAUUGCCAUUCCCAUUCUCUUAAACGCGGUCACCUACAAACACGGAGUGUUGACCCGCAAGAGUCACGCUGACAUGGACGGCAAACGCACCCCAAGGGGUCGCCGGGGUUGGAAGAAAUUCUAUGCGGUGCUCAAGGGAAUGAUCUUAUAUCUCCAGAAGGAUGAGUACAAGCCAGACACCGACAUUUCCGAGGUGGACCUGAAGAACGCCGUGCGGAUCCACCAUGCGCUGGCCACUCGCGCCACCGACUACAGCAAGAAAGCCAAUGUGCUAAAGCUCAAAACCUCAGACUGGAGAGUGUUCCUGCUGCAGGCCCCGAGCGAGGAAGAGAUGAUGUCUUGGAUCUUCAGGAUAAACCUGGUGGCGGCGCUGUUCUCUGCUCCAGCCUUCCCGGCUGCUAUUGGCUCCAUGAAGAAAUUCUGUCGGCCAAUCUUGCCAUCUUCGUCCACUAGACUCAACCAGGAGGAGCAGCUGCUGAGUCAUGAAAGAAAGCUGAAGCAGAUGAGUCUGGAGCUGGAAGAACACCGAAAAAACCAGCCCUCGGCUGACCCAAAAAGCCGUGAGUGGGAGGAGUACCGGCUGAAAGAGCACUACCUCACAUAUGAGAAAACUCGGUAUGAGAAAUACAUCAGCCUGUUGCAGGCUAAGAUCCAGGUGGACACGGACGACCUGGAGAAGAUCGAGGCCAGUGUGAUGGGCAGCCUGAUCAUGGACGGCAGCCUGGCCGGGCGUGAAGGCCACCUCCGAAAGACCAAGUCCUCCCCAUCCAUCAGCCAGGCCCACGCCGGCCUGAACGGGAAGGCCACCGCUUGCACUAGUUCUGGACAGAGUAGCUGAGGAAAGGGGAUGAAGGAGGACCAGACGCGCCGGCAUACAAAGCAACGCGUCCCAAGUCUCAGCAAAAUAAUCCUGCAACUCCUCCCUGGAUUAGUCAUUAGUAUUUUGUGUUUUGGGCUCCUCCGUUCCUAAGUACAGUAGGAUGUCAGUCUUCUUCCCAGACUUUAUAGAGCCUGUUGAACUCUCUGUCCUCGAGCAAUAGAUGAAGAAGAAACCUGCCCUUGAUACCAAACAAGUAAUUCUGCUAGACCUCAGUCCUUUCAGCCUUUAUUAUUGCACAUUUAAAAUGAUCAAAACUCUGAUCACUAUUUAUAGCAACAUCAUCAGUAUUAUUUCAAAAUCUCUGAAUGAAACAGAGGUUUUUAUUUGAAAUGUGUGUGUUUUUUUUUUCUCGCUAUGAGCAGAAGUUGAAUAGUUCAAAAUGUGUCAGUAUAAGGCCAAAAAGGAAACAGACUAUUUUGCUUUUGUCUUGUUCUGCUGUCAUGGAACGUCAGACAGUGUGUGAGAUAAACACGGCAAACAUGGUACUACUGUAGCAUUUUGGCCUUCUUUAAAAAAAAAAAUGAAAAUAAAAAUGUGUACAUGCGUACUCAGCCAAUUACAGAUGCAAGUGCUGUACAGACCUACAGUGCAGGUUGAGCAUGGUGUGUGAAGAUACAACAUAUCUAUUCUGCAACGAACUCAGACGGACAAAGUCCCUCUUUAUCAUAUUUAUUUAUUUAUUUAACUCUAGAAACUUUUAUUCAGCCCGGGAAGGGUUCACCUGAGCCCUUUUGCCCUUCUCCAGAAAUUCCUUCUUUCGAGUCAGUCGCAUAUAAGUGUCCAGGAGCUGUCUAGUGGUGUAAACAGUUCGCUGCUCUGCAGAGGAGCUGGAGGAUGAGUGCCUUAGCGAAGGGCGCCUCAACAUAGAGCGAUCAAACGUCUGCUCCCAUUAUUUCUGACCCACGACUACCCCAGAUAAUAAGGUUUGUCUCAUUAUUUUUUCCUGGUUUUAGAAAGUGUUUAUCUGGAAGAAAGCACUGUGCCGUCAUCUGAUAUUCUCCCCUUACGCCUACUUUUAUACUCUGAGCUGAUAGAACUGAUGUGAAACGUAUGGUUGAGUGUGAGGUUUCUGAAGUCAAGAAUAAAACGCAGAAGAGGACAGUGUGGGUGUGAAGCAUACAUUAUGAAUGGCUUAGCGUGCAUGUUUGUGUGUGCACAUGUUUAAAUGUGUGCUUUUUUAAAUGGGUCCAGUUGAAAUGUCGCAGCUGAAGCUGACUGGAAGAAGUGAACAUAGCUGGCUCAUCCUUCGCCGGGUAACUGAGAGUCCACGCCAACGUAGCUGGGUUAUAUUAUUGUAUGAAGGGUGGAUUUAGCAUGUUCGGUGACCCUACGACCACAUGGCCUUCUGCUGAGUAAGACUACCAGCACAAUCACCCCCAGAUCUCUAAAAAGCAUCUUCACUUCAAAGGCAGCCAUCAUCCUUGUGGCAAAAGAUGUAUCCUUACCUCUUACUGUAUCUAACCUCCAAGCCCUGAUCAACUUAUCUUAUUUUACAUGGACCUACCGUAUUAUAGAUUUGCCUGACUAGUUACAUUAUUUGGGCAUUUACUAAUCAAUGGCAUGCUAGUUCUGUUGCCAUCCUUCCCUUUAGACGAGGAUGCUUUUGGGGAACCAGUAAAGGGUAUUAUUUUUUUUAACAGUUACCGGCUGAUUGCAGAUUGUAGCAGCCAGACCGCUGUAAACCCGUCAGCAUACUGGAACGGAUAGAGGAACAUCGUCAAAGUAGCCAUCAAAACCCUCUCCGUGUGGGAGGAGGAGAGGCUUGUUUUCCGAGGGAAAAAGGGCCUGGUUUGAUUUUCUUAGAAUGAAAGUCACUGCCAGCCAAGAGCAGGCAAAGCAGACUUACAGCACAUGUUUUUCCGAGGGAAUCGAUGUAAUGAGCCCAAUUCUUGAGACUUGAAGAAGGUUGUUAGGAAGAGGAGAUGUGGUACCGCUGUUUGUGAGCACCUUAACUAACCCUAACAACUCUCAAACACACAUUCUUUCUACAUAAUUAGCUUAUGACACAACUGUAGAUCACAAAAUUCAGCCUCCCCUCACUCAAACCUGCGGCUUAGAAACCUGUUGUCAUUACCAGAGUCGUAACAGUGUUAUGUUUUCACUCUGGACUCUGCCAUUUUGCUGCUCUGCAUAACAUAAGUAGUGACCGGUGGGAUCUGGGAUCCUUUAGGGACUUGGGUGGAAUCCUGGAUUCGCAGCUGGGAUCCUGGAGCCUGAUUCUUGUACAGACCAAAAUACUGAAGAGGAGCUGUGUUUUUGAAGAAGAAAUGUCAUUUUUUAAAGCUGUAUUGUUAGAAUAAAUACCUGCUUUCUUACAAAGAUACUUCCUGAUAUAGUCACUUUGGCUGUUGUGCUAACCAUUGAUUCCCAAUGUUGUAGGAUAGGCCUGUGCUAUAAUGUAGGAUUGUGGGGGAAAUGUGUUAUGUUUUAUUUAAAAAAAAAAAGAAAAGGGAAAAAUAGAGAGAGAGACAACUUUGGCACUUUGUUGUCAGCAUUGGAUCUGUAUUUUUGUUUGUAUAUCUGAACUUUUGGACAGGAUGAUCUUAAUAUGUAAAGGACAUAUUUACUGAAUAUUUAGUCUGUGCUUCAUAAAGUAAGCUUUCCUACAAAUAACUGUGUUUGUACUCUGUUGUUUACAUUGU